AUGGACCGUGCGGCGCUUCACUCGCAGCUGACCUCCGUCAUGGAGGUGUUGGCUAACGCGGCCGUGGCGGAGAUCUGCAAGCUGGUGGACGAUGGAUACGCGCUGCUGCGCCUCCAGGUGAUCCAGGCGCAGAGGGAGAACCGGGCCCUCAAGCGCAGGAUCCAGCUGCUGGAACCAGGACCGGCGAGGGAACCGGGUUCCACUGGCAGCUGCUCAGGAGACACGGCAGUCGGCAAGUUUGCUUCGUUAAAGGAGCCACUUAUGUGGCGUUUAAUUAGUCUAAUAAUCAUGCGCACAUAUGCUCACGCGAGCAGAAAACCCAUCCCCGUUUCGCGUUCUGCCCUGCCCUCGCUCCACAGGUUGAAUUUUGAGACUAUGGAGGCGGGAACAGUGGCUGAUUUCUCCAGUUCGUUGAUUGAGAGUCGCAGCCGGCAGAAGCAGGGAAGAGAAGACGCAGAGGAUGUAACGCCGCUGCCGUGCAGCAUGAAGCAGUCAGCCCACAUGGAGGUGGAUGCUGGAUCUGAAUCGCUGCUCAUCAAGGAGGAGAGACUUGAGGAGGAUCUGGAGCGAGCCAGUCUGCAGGGAGACCUGAGCCUGAGAGCAGAAAGUAAGGAGGUCGCAGUUGGGGCGGCUGAUCGCAACCUGGACCCGGUCAUAAACACGGCUUCUCCAAAGGUUUCGAAAGGCCACGAGGAGUUUACUGAGCACCAUGGGAGCCACCGCUGUCUUUCGGAGAAAUGGACUCUGAGGGCUUGUCGUUUCACUCAGAGAUGCAGCAUAUUUCAGCAGCAGAAGACGCGGGUGACAGUGUCUCUGUCGGCUCUGCGGACAUGAAGCCAGAGCUUGUGAUGGUAGACUCAGUGCCCGAGGAUGCAGAUGCCGACAUGUGCUCAGCAUGGGACGGUGACACGCUCCCUGCAGCAGCGGUGUACGCAGCGCGUAGUCAUGACAAAGGAGAGGGACGCGGGGACAGGAGGCAGAGAGAGAGCGCAUUCAACGUUUGUCUCCCACAGGUCCCGAUGACUUCUGUUGCUCCAGCCCCUCUUCCAUAUUCUACCCCCCCCUGCAUCAGUACCACUUGCCUGCAAACAUUGCAGGACAGGCAGUGGAUAAAGGAGAUCUGUAGUUCCAUACACAGGCACUCCACAUGCAGCAUGUUCAAGGAUAUCUGUACCAAGGCAAAUUAAACAUCAGCCUACAGUUUCUGCCCUUCAUCCAGUUUCUCUUACAACUCCCACUCCUGUCCAAGGCUCCAUCUUCAUGGUGGUAACACCCCAAAUCCCUGCUGCUGUCCCUAUUGCUCCUGUAGGCCCACCUGCCCCUACUGCACCUGCCAAGAGAGCCUACAGGCGAACAGUUGGGAGUAAUCAGUGUAGUAAGUGCAGUGAGCCUCAGCACAAAGACAAUGGCCACAGUCAAUAUUACGGAUACAUAUACUGCCCUCAUAAUGCCAACAUGCCACUUCAGCAGUGGAAGGAGGACAUGAGUAGGAAGAGGGCAGAGAGAAAAAAGUUUGCCAUUUGGUCAUUCAUUUUUCAUGUAAAAAGUAUUUAAUUUAUUACGCGUGUGUUUGAGUCUGUGUGUAAAUGAUUUUUGUAGUGGAUGUGUGAAGCUUGAGGUGAUUUAAACUGUGGGUGAAAAUUGAUUUUUAUUAGAAAUAUUGUGUUUGCUUUUAUAAUUUUUCAAAAAUAAAGUUU
Brienomyrus brachyistius is the source of this 1697-nucleotide messenger RNA. RefSeq lists its product as uncharacterized. NCBI's taxonomy places the organism in Eukaryota, Metazoa, Chordata, Actinopteri, Osteoglossiformes, Mormyridae. Bases 1 to 834 code for a protein of 277 amino acids. The record is from RefSeq and is a predicted model, not a curated record. The transcript has 5 exons.